This is a messenger RNA of Penicillium daleae, 957 nucleotides long. RefSeq lists its product as uncharacterized. The record is from RefSeq and is a predicted model, not a curated record. Gene Ontology annotation, molecular function: nucleic acid binding. NCBI's taxonomy places the organism in Eukaryota, Fungi, Ascomycota, Eurotiomycetes, Eurotiales, Aspergillaceae. Gene Ontology annotation, cellular component: mitochondrion. Bases 1 to 957 code for a protein of 318 amino acids. The transcript has a single exon.
AUGCGACACUUGCGCCUACACCAAGGCCUCGCUGCCAGAGACCUAUUUACAAAGCCACUCAAUUCAACAAGCCCGUGUCGUCGCUGCUUCUCCCAAUCCCGAACCCAUCAUGGCCUGACACCAUUCACUCGCCGCAUCUUCAAGCUCCCCUCCGCACCACCUCCGCCGUCCCAACACCACAACGACCUCACCAGCUUCCUUUCCUACGCCGAGCGCAUAUCCCUCCCACCAACAAGCACCGUCUACGUAGGAACCCACUACGAAUACACCGUCCUCCAAAGCCUCCGUCGCUAUGCAUUAGCCCUGCACCGCAUCGGCGGCCGCGACGACGCCGGUAUCGACCUUGUCGGUACCUGGCACCUGCCAGAGCGGGAGCGGGAACGCGCACUCCGCGUGUUGGUUCAAUGCAAGGCACUCAAGACUAAGCUCGGGCCUAAUCUGGUCCGCGAGCUUGAGGGUGCAAUCCGCCAGGCGCCUGUCGGUUGGCGCACGGGCCAGACUGCAGGCGUGCUGGUGAGCCCGCGCGAGGCAACCAAGGGCGUACGGGACGCGCUGGCGCGGAGCUCGUACCCUCUUGUUUGGAUGAUGGUUGAAUUGGAUGGGACAUUGAAACAGGCGCUUUGGAAUGCCCGCGCUGAAGAGCUAGGGUUGGGGCCUUUGGGGGUGGAGACGCGGUAUGGUGCGGGUGCGGCCGAGUCUGGCUCUGUGACGAAGGAGGUCGCUUUGACCUGGGAUGGGAGUGAUAUUCCUGAUAUGGAUCAGGUGGAGCAGAGUUUACUCCGCUACGAGGACCAAUGGGUGAAAUACUGGAGUGUGGACUCGUUAAAGGUCGAUAAGGAAGCUCUCCUGGAUGUCGUCGACAGGGUCUUCCCAGAUGGCCCGCCAGAAGCACAACCGGAUGGAUCUAUAUCGGGUGUAGAUCAGUCGAAGGUUCUGCAGGCUCUACUAAGAUCAUAG